Molecule: messenger RNA, 358 nt
Organism: Amblyraja radiata (thorny skate)
Lineage: Eukaryota; Metazoa; Chordata; Chondrichthyes; Rajiformes; Rajidae
Product: gastrula zinc finger protein XlCGF67.1-like
Exons: 1
Coding region: 45-317 (90 amino acids)
Biological process (GO): regulation of gene expression
Cellular component (GO): nucleus
Source: RefSeq, a predicted model, not a curated record
GUGCGGGCUGAGCUUCGAGGGACUGAGCUUCGAUGUAGGACCACAUGACUGGGCACAACAAGGAGAAGCGUUAUGAGUGCGACGUGUGUGGGAAGGCCUGGUGGAGCCCGAGCGAGCUGGAGACCCACCAGCGGGUGCACACGGGGGAAUGCCUCUUCGACUGCUCGGAGUGCGGCAAGAGCUUCAAGACGGUGAAUGUCCUGGAGACCCACCGGCGGUUGCACACGGGCGAGAAGCCCUAUGGCUGCUCCACCUGCGGGCAAGAGCUUUGCCUUGUUGUCUGGGCUGCGGAGUCCACGGCGGGUGCACAGCAGUGAAGCGACCCUUCACCUGCUCCGACUGCAGCAAAGGCUUUCAA